UGGUCCUGGUCCGUAGCAAAUGGGGUGCCUCUAAGGAUGCGUUGCAUACAGCCAGUUCGCGAGGGCUCAACGCCGUGUCUCAGUGGUUUGGCGUCAGAGAUGACGAAGAGGUGCGCAAGUGGCAUUCACGCACACUUGUGGCCAAGCACACGCGAGAAGUGGACACGCAGAAGGGCGAUGCGGAAGAUCUCGGUAAGUUUCCAUGGGUGAUGUAUGGCUAG
This is a messenger RNA of Sphaeroforma arctica JP610, 221 nucleotides long. RefSeq lists its product as hypothetical. The transcript has a single exon. NCBI's taxonomy places the organism in Eukaryota, Ichthyosporea, Ichthyophonida. The annotation marks the transcript as partial. The record is from RefSeq and is a predicted model, not a curated record.